AUGUUGAAGCUACAAAUCGCUACUGAACAGGAUCGAAAAGAAGCCCAAAACCGGGAGAGGCGACGGCAGUGUGAACUGGAAAGAAGAUCCAGAAUUUUUAACGCCCGAAACAGGAAAAUUGGCGUGGAUGUCCCCUUUUUGGAACGUCAAAGAGAAGAGAAGAGAGCGGAGGUUGAGGAGCAGCGAAGGAAAGAUCUAGCGUUCGCGCAGCAGAUGAUUAAGGACAGCAACCUCGCCGUCGUUCUAGAAGCUAGAGAGCGGGAGGAGCGUCGCCGCAUCGAGUUGGAGAUCAACGAGUACAGGCAGCGGUACCAGAGGCCAGAAGACCGUCGGGAGUUCGACCUCAACGACCCAGAGGUGCUGAAGAGGCAGUUGCCGCCUCGCGCCACGGAUGACCAGCCGGUCGGCAUGUCCAGCGCCCAGAAAUUCGAAGGCGAAGAUAUAAACUAUGAAGAGCGAAAGAAGAUAAUGGCUGCACAGAAGAACGCUUGGUUGGAGCAGCAAGUCCAAGAGCGAAAGGCAGCUGAAGAGGAACGAAGGAAGGCCGAAGAGGCAUACAUGAUGGCGAUUAAAUCGCGCGAUGCACGCGCCAGCGAGCUGGAUAAGCUGGAGAGGGAAUGUCGCUAUCGACUGGGACAGGCGAACUUGCGCUACAAUGAAGCCUUGGCGGCGGAAAGUAAGCAGUUGAAGCAGAUCAUGAAAGAGCAAGAGGAGGCAGACAACACCGCCGAAAUGUAUAACAACUUGACGUCCGACAUGCUCACAGAAAAUCCGGACGUCGCCAAAAGCGCGCUGGGCAAGAACAGAGCUAUCGGCUUCAUGUACAAAGGUAUGAACCAAGAGGAGUUGAAGAAGUUUUACGCGGGUCAGAAAGAACAGAUGGCUGCUAACAAGGCGAAAAGGGAUGCCGAGGACAAAAUGGAAGCGGAAUGGCAGGCUCUAUCAAAGUCCAUACAGUACGAAGUUGCUCGUCAGGACAUUCAAGACAGAAGGCUGCGUAGAGAGUUGGCUAAACAACUAAUGGAAGAAAACCAACUGUUGGCGAUGCAGCAAAAGGAAAAGGAGAAGUACUUCAACGAAGUUGUCUAUAACAACAUGCCGACUGACGAAUAUUAUGCCCAAUUUAAUACGACCACCAGA
Messenger RNA from Iphiclides podalirius (scarce swallowtail), 1140 nucleotides. Lineage: Eukaryota; Metazoa; Arthropoda; Insecta; Lepidoptera; Papilionidae. The record is from the annotation of a GenBank genome assembly.